Paramormyrops kingsleyae is the source of this 2689-nucleotide messenger RNA. The record is from RefSeq and is a predicted model, not a curated record. NCBI's taxonomy places the organism in Eukaryota, Metazoa, Chordata, Actinopteri, Osteoglossiformes, Mormyridae.
GAGUGUAUAACAGCAGGCCUGAAUUAACAUUUUUUCUGUUUUUUUUUCCAGGUGGGACCCCCUAUCCUGGUAUGGUAGUGGACUCAACCUUCUACAACAAGAUCAAAAGCGGCUAUAGGAUGGCCAAACCUGAGCAUGCCACUAGUGACGUGUAUGAGAUGAUGAUGAAGUGCUGGAACAGUGAACCCAAGAAGAGACCCUCCUUCUUCAGCCUCAGUGAAACCGUCGCCUCUUUGCUGCCUUCCGAGUACAAAAAGUGCUAUGAGCGCGUCCACCACGAGUUCCUGCGGAGCGACCACCCGGCGGUGACGCGUGUGCAGGUGGACGGUCUGGACGCCUACGUGGGGAUGCCCUACAAGAACCAGGGCAAGCUGAAGGAGCGGGAAAGUGGCUUCGGCGAGCAGCGACUCAGCUCCGACAGCGGAUACAUCAUCCCCCUGCCCGACCUGGACCCCAUGUCUGAUGACGAGUACAGCAAGAGGAACCGUCACAGUUCCCAGACGUCGGAGGAGAGCGCCAUUGAGACCGGCUCCAGCAGCUCUGCCUUCGGCAGGAGGGAGGCUGAGAUGCUGGAAGAUUCUGAGAUGCUGGAGCUGUGCCUAGAUUCAGGAGACAUGACAGAGGACAGCUUUCUGUAAACUCCACAGAGCUACACCCAAAACCCCCUCCAUUCCCCUUCUCCAGGACAGGCCGGCUGCUGAGAGUCUAAGACCCAGUGCAGAGCAUAAACCACUUUUCUCUGUGACCCAAGGCCUGUUCUCCAGGUGCCCCAGGAACAGAAAUCAUGGGCGCCUCUUCAAUGGUGACGAGUCAUGGACUGCGGAUGAACUUUGACCCCUGCCAAGUCACGCUCUGCAUGAUUGGAUCAUCUCCUCUGGCACAUUGUGAUGUCCUGUUCGUUUUGGGGCAUUGAGCACAUAAGGAUGAAGAGGACAUCUUAAAUGUACAGCAUCUAUUCUGUGGGCAUUUUAAAUCCAGCGAUAUAAGCGACAGAGGAAUCGGAGGCAAGGAACAGAGAACCAAAAUCACGCUGAACCCCCAAAGACUGACAGUUCCUGGAAGCAAUGACUGAACUGAUUGAGAACCACUAAACCCAAAAGCAUCAUACAAACAAUUCCACUGUCUUGGUAAGAAGAAACAUCUCUAAAGAUGGCUAAACCAUGGAAAGGGCAAUUUGUGACAUCCUUCCCUUAGUCCACACAACACCCACUGCUCUUCCAAAAGCUAGCUGACUGAAGAAACCGUGAUGCAAUAUUAAAAGCACAAAGUUUCACUACAUUGUGUUCGCGUGUGUGAGAUUAUAUGUCAGCAGCCAAUUAAGCGCAGCAGGCAGAUUUAUUUUUUUACUUUUGAUCUUUAUCAUACCUAUGAAAAUGUAACAUUUGUUAAUACUUCUGUGGAGUGAGCAUUAUUUGGGUGAAAGAUGUGGCUAUAUUGUAAAAGCUUUUAUGUCGUUGAUGUUAUUAUAAUGGUAACUGCCUUGUCCUGAUUAGAAGUAAACAAACGAUUUUCACCUAAAGGUACUUUUUAAGGCAAAAAUAUCCAUUGAUGAUGAUAAUAAUAAUAAUAAUAAUUAUUAUUAUUAUUAUUAUUAUUAUUAUUAUUAACACAAUAGAAAUAACUUCAUUUCAGGUCCAUAUGACAAACAUUCCAGAAUUUGCCUUUAUAUAAAACACAUUUAAACCAAAUAUUAUACACAAAAGCAUUUAAUCUACUUGUUAAACAAACUUUUAUUACAGACUUUAAAAAUACUGUUACAUGUAGGAACCCAACCACAAAUUUCCAUCUCAAUGAGACCAUUCAUGUUUCUGUUUAAGAUACCUAAUUGUACGUGACUGUCGUUUUGAAACUCAGUCUAAAGACUUGUGCUUGAACCUCUAUGGAUGCCAAAAUAUGCAACUACGUCAACUGAACCACAAUGCCGAUAGACAAUUAGAGUCAUUAGCUCUAGACAAUCAAUAACGGACUUGUCGCUGAUCCAGUUCGAAGGAUGAACAUUUACCCUGUUGCCAUUGGAUGCCAGGCAUUCAUUUCCUUUUCCCAGAAGACGUCAAGCAUACAGGACCACCAAAGAACCUUCUGCCUGGAUCCAGGCAAUGAGGGAAGCCGUCUGGAUUGAUAACAGUCCUGAAUGCAUUCCAGGUGUUAAAUGCCUUUGUGAAACAGUCUAGCAACAGAUUUGUGGAAACUAACAAUGUUUUUCCCAGAUGUGGAUAUAAGGAACAUCCAAAACUCCUACAAAGCCAAGUAAUCUACCAGUCUGGAAUGGGCAGUGCUAGAUAUGUACAGAAAUGUGUUUUACCUGCUGGAAAAAAAGACUAGUUAAGUACAACGCGAUGUCAUACAUCGAUGAGUAUAUUUGCGUAUACUGCCCUAUUUACCUUUAGCUAUGUCACUGCCUCUAUUGUGCCAUUGACGACUGUGAUGUACUCUACGGGCACUAAGAAACUUGCACUUUUUAAAAACUUUCCUUCUUUGGCGAGAGACAAGGUUUGGACUUGCGUAGAAAGUUUUCCUUUCAACGGCGUGACAGGGACGGGAACAUUGGAAAGAGUGACCGUUGAUCUUUACAGAAGGUACAAUGCUUGUAAUUAUAGACAGCUUCUCAAUUACAGAUGUAUCCUUUUGUUUUGUUAUUCAAUAUGUACAUUCAGAUGAUCUAUAUUUCAAUAAAUGAUUUAAUAAAGUC